This is a messenger RNA of Cottoperca gobio, 2076 nucleotides long. RefSeq names its product protein O-glucosyltransferase 3 (gene poglut3). Bases 152 to 1714 code for a protein of 520 amino acids. Lineage: Eukaryota; Metazoa; Chordata; Actinopteri; Perciformes; Bovichtidae. The transcript is spliced from 6 exons. Gene Ontology annotation, molecular function: protein binding; glucosyltransferase activity. The record is from RefSeq and is a predicted model, not a curated record. Gene Ontology annotation, cellular component: endomembrane system.
CCGCAAUUCAAAUUUCCGACAUCCCGUGAAGUCAUCACUGGAAAAUGGGCGUGUUUCUUUCACCAACAUCUCAGCAUAGGAGUUUUUAUCAAAACUUUUAAAGUCAAUAUUUAAAAUAUUUAGACGUCUAGCAGUUAGCAGUUGGAGGAAUAUGGUGUGUGAGCGUAGCAUAUACUUAGUUAAGCCUUUACAUAAUGGUUUAUUUUGUAAUUUUCUCGUUUUAGUGCUAUUUAUCAGCAUAGACUUCCCGGUUUCUGACUGUGAUGGGAUCACUUCAGAGAGAUGUCUCAUCUGGGGUCCAGGGCUGAACCCCGAGACAGUGUUACCAGUCCGACACUUCUUUAUUCAGGCGGUCAAUUCGAACGGAGAAAACCUGACUUUAUCUCCAGGUAAAGACACAUUUAAAGUGAAGAUAAAUCCGCUGGACAAGAAGGAGCACAUCCGUAUCCAUGUGCCUCCCCCUCUGGACAGAGGAGAUGGCUCCUUCAUUGUGAGAUACCGACUCUAUGGCUCUGUGCUGAAGGGACUGAAGGUUGAAGUCCUCCACCAAGAUGCUGCUGUUGCUAAGUCACCCUACACCAUCCAAGGUCCAGUCUAUCAUGAAUACUGCGACUGUCCAGAAGCCAAUGCUUCCGUUUGGCAGACCAUCAUGCAGUGUCCCGCAGAGGAACCUCAGAUUCUGGCGGACUUUCAAGCUUUUCCAACAGUCGACCUGCCGCGUCUCAGACAGGAAGUGCCUCACAGAUUUGCCAACAGAGGAGGUCUCAUUCACUACGCCAUCAUCAACAACCAGUUGUACCGCCGCUCUCUGGGAAAAUACACAGACUUCAAGAUGUUCUCUGAUGAAAUGCUGCUCUCUCUAACAAGAAAGGUCAGGGUGCCUGAUGUAGAGUUUUACAUCAAUGUUGGCGACUGGCCAUUAGAGACGAGGAGGACAGAUGCUGUUCCAGUCUUGUCGUGGUGUGGCUCAGUAGACACACGGGACAUUGUCCUCCCCACGUAUGAGGUUACUCACUCCACCCUGGAGACCAUGAGAGGUGUCACCAACGACCUGCUGUCUGUCCAGGGAAACACAGGGCCUCCAUGGAUUAACAAAACAGAUCGGGCGUUUUUCCGCGGCCGGGACAGUCGAGAGGAGCGUCUUCACCUGGUUGCUCUGUCCAAGAAAAACCCCGAGCUGCUGGAUGCAGGUAUCACAGGAUGGUUCUUCUUCAGAGACAGGGAGAAACAUGUAGGCAAAGCACCGCUUGUUGGAUUCUUUGACUUCUUCAAGUACAAGUACCAGGUGAACGUGGAUGGAACGGUGGCAGCGUAUCGCUUUCCUUACUUGAUGCUUGGAAACAGUCUGGUUCUGAAGCAGGACUCAACGUAUUAUGAAUAUUUCUAUAGCCAUCUUAAAGCAGGUACUCACUAUGUUCCCGUCAAGAGAAACCUGUCGGACCUCUUGGAGAAAAUCAAAUGGGCUAAAGAGAACGAUGCAGAAGCACAAGAGAUUGCCAGAGCAGGUCAGACAAUAGUCCGAGAGCUGCUGCAGCCCAGCAGACUGUACUGCUACUACUACAGAGUGAUGCACAUGUACUCAGAGAGACAGGCGGGACAGCCCACACGGCAUGCAGACAUGGAGCUGGUGCCUCAGCCGGAUGACAACACUGCUGACUGUACAUGUGAGCGUAAAAACCACAACGAAGAAACCAAUAUGAAGGAUGAACUAUGAUGGAAUCUGUCUUUAGUAUUUAAUCUUUUUCAUUGUUUGUCUCUGAAACAUUCCUAACAACAUAUAAAGAGUGAAUGCUCCUGAUGCUCAGAAGAAAAUGUUAAUUUCACAGCUUACAGUUAAGCAUUUCUGUGAUAAAAUAACAAUGAGCCAUUUCAAGACAAGGCUGCAGGAACUUUCCUUUUAAAAUAAUAAUGCCACUCUUAGUUUUUAAUACUGUGUUGAGUUGUUUUUAUACCUUUUUUGUAAAGCUCUGGUUAGUAAUGCAAGAAACUAAGGAUAUCAUUACUGUUCUGUAAAUGUGCCUUUUCAUUGGAUAUUUGUAUACAGUAUUAUCUUAUAAUAAAUACAUCUUAAAUUAA